Molecule: messenger RNA, 1676 nt
Organism: Malania oleifera
Lineage: Eukaryota; Viridiplantae; Streptophyta; Magnoliopsida; Santalales; Ximeniaceae
Product: protein BIG GRAIN 1-like A
Exons: 1
Coding region: 430-1584 (384 amino acids)
Biological process (GO): auxin-activated signaling pathway
Source: RefSeq, a predicted model, not a curated record
CAGUUUUUUCCACACACAUCCAACCCCAAGCUGCAUACUAAUUCCUCUCUCUCUCUCUCUCUCUCUCUCUCUGCAACCAAAGCAUCUAUGACGCUGUUGUCUCCUCCAUGUUCCUGUCUCCUCACUCUAAAUUCUCUAAUAGACUCCAUGACAACUGCUCUCCUCCUCCUUCGCUAAAAUCCUCUCUCCGUCUCUCUGUCUCUCUCUGUCUCUCUCUCUCUCUCUCUCUCACACACACACACACAUGAUCCCCUCUCUCCUUCCAUUAAUGUGUUCCUGCAGCUUUUCGCAUUCUCGAAGCAUACACUAAACACAACAUUGCAGACACCAGCCUUCAAAUUAAAUAAACUAACCAAACCCAACUUCCCCUGUUCCUCUAUAUAACACAACCCCUCCUUCCUCUGCUUCAAGCUCCAUAACAGAGACGCCAUGGAUUCUUGGGAAAGGUCUCCCAGAGAGUUCGCAAUUCCCAAAUCCAGGAAAACACCUUCUUUCUCGUCCUCUCUCCUUGAUUCCAUUUACCGCUCCAUCGACGAUUCAGCCGCCGGCGACAAGCACCCCGUUCCCUCCGGCGAAAGGCGCAAACAGAGCCUCGACGGGUUCUUUGAGGCGCCGGAAGAAUUAAAGGCGAAUUCCCGGCGACCCGUUGCGGCGGAGAAGUGGGUUCGCAACCAUCGCAGUGGCAGCGGCUCUAGUCUCUCCAAUUCGGCUUCUUCGUCGUCGGAUUCCAGCUGUAAUGGAGGCGUUUUCUCCUCGUCGGAAACAGAGUCCCAUGUUCGAAAUCAGAAACCGAAGUCAUCUGGGAUUAGUCUGCACAGACCGAAACCCAUCAGAAUUGAGAGGUCGGAGAAGCCAAUCCUCUCGGACCAGAAAUCGAAAUCGUCUAUGUUCACUCCGCAGCAGAAGCCGAAGCACGAGGGUCGAUUCACGAGGACGAAAUCGAGAGCCCUGCAAAUGUACGGCGACUUGAAGAGAUCGAAGCACCCGAUUUCCCCUGGCGGACGAAUCGCCAGCUUUCUCAAUAAUUUGUUUUCGAACAAUGCGAAGAAGGCGAAGCCGUGCUCGAUUGACCCAUCGGAGGAAAUGGGUUUUCGAUUGAAAUCGAAGUCUGCAGAGCCCUCAACAUGUUCCUCGGUUUCUUCAUUCUCGAGAUCAUGUUUGAGCAAAACCCCUCCUCCGAGAAGCACCAAACUGAGCGACGGCGCGAAGAGGUGCGUGCGAUUCUACCCCGUCAGCGUGAUCGUCGGCGAGGACUGUCGUCCGUGCGGCCAGAAGAGCCUCUACGACGGCGACCCGAGCUUGACGCCGACUCCGACGCCGGCGGCAGGAAUUGCAGGAAACAGGGACGUCAAGAACAGAGCACAGAACAGAGACCUUCUGAGAGGUUAUCAGACGAAGAAGGUGGGAGAAUUUAGAUUUGAAGAUGAAGAUGAGGAUGAUGAUGAUGGUGAGAGCUGUACGAGCUCCGAUCUGUUCGAGCUGGAUUGUCUGAUUGGGAUCGGAAGGUACAGAGAGGAGCUGCCGGUGUACGAGACAACUAAUGUGAAAACUAAUCAUGCCAUUGCAAAUGGUUUGAUUCUCUAGUUCAUUUUUAUUAUUAUCGUGUUAGAUGUUAAUGUAUGUAAGUAGUUUGGUGUGGGGGUCUUAAAUAAAUCACUUUGGUUGUGUUAGUUUUA